AUGACGCCGGCUGCUAUAGAUGCGAGCUUGGACGACGACGAGCUGCGACCGCCAGCGCGUAUCUCCGACAGUCCACAGCCACAAGUAUAUGAAAAACCUCUCGCACUGGGGUGCAACCACAUCAAAAAUGGAGGUCAUAAAGCUGAUGAGGAACAGGGCACACCACCGCCAGUAGCUCCUAGUCCCCGCGGGAGUGCAACAGCUCAGCCACCGGCAGAGCCUGGCGUUCGUGUGGUAGCAGAUUUGCUUCGUGCUCCCACCGCCGAGGCACAAAAGAGUCAAUUGGUGAUGUCAUUUGGAGUAUUUAUGCUGUCGAUAUCUCUGGGAGCGAGUGCCUUGUGUUUCUACGACGAGAUUCUCGAGGCGACGGGGAUUCAGAGCGGCCUCUUGUUAGGGUCAGUUGGGUCCCUAUCUAUGUGUGGUGUGAUCAUUCUUUCCUAUCUCAGUACCAAAUGGUAUCGCCGACACAUGCACAUUUUACUCCUAAACUUAGCGCUGUGUGAGUUCUGCCUCGCGAUUUCGUUUCUCCUAGAACCAGCAUGGAAUCGACUAGGGGCUGGCGUAGGGAGCGAUCUCUCCUGUCGAUGGCUAUCGACAGCACGAGAGUACCUUAUCAUGUGCUCCAGCGCCUGGACGACCUGCACAGCUCUAGAUUUAUAUUAUUUGAUGACAAACCCAUUCACGUCUCCGCGAUUGAAUCGCCACAAAUACCAGGGAAUUGCACACGUCACAGCCCUCGCAAGUGCAGUCAUUAUGUGCGUGUCCAACAGUUUCGGAUCUCCCGUCGCGGUGGGGAAUUUCUGUUGGGUAGGAGCCGAUACUCAAGCACGAAGCGACCACAUCAGCUACAAGCAGCCAAGUGGGUCGACCACUGGCAUUUGGGUCUUCAUUGUCACUCCCGCUACCAUCUCGAUGGUCGCCAACCUGUACGUGACGUUGGUGUCGUAUGGACGAUUGCGACGAGGUGUCUCCGCAACUCUUCGAAACAGACGAGUAUUGUUACGCGAGGGGUUUGUGACGACUGUAACAUUGAUUGCCUACUCUGCCUUGCUAUGGGGAGUCUAUGGAGCCUAUUGGCUCACUCCCUCAGCCACACAAGCUCGACGACUCUCUCGGUUGUUUGCAUUCUUACUGUCGUAUCGUGGCAGUGUUCCUUUCAUCUUGUGGUGUCUAUACAAACAUCCACAGCACAAGAAACAUAAAGACAAGUCUAGCGUGGUAGCCGACGGGACUAGGACUCCAAAGCUCUCGAGUGUCGAGGACGAGGACGAGGAAGAUGACGACGCUGUCCGGCCUCAGAUGAACCUGGCUCUGCUAGACGAGCUCGUGUUCUACACCACUCACGGUAUCGCUAAGGCGGUGAGGAUAACCAGUACACUGGGACAGUACCCGUCUCCUUCGAGCUCUCCUGUCGAGCAGAUAGACCAUCACUCUGAGCACGGACCAGUACAGUACUCUUUCAUGGUGCAGCCAUCACCCGAAGACGCGGCUUUGCACCAGUGUCGGUUUACAGCGUUUCAUCCGCUGGCAUUCCAGCGUAUCCGGCGUUUCUACGGCAUCGACGACGACGCGUAUCUCUGCUCUCUACGGUCCUGUACGACACCCAAAGUGAGCGAAGGAGCGAGUGGCUCGUUCGUCUAUUACUCGUCGGAUCGCAGCUACGUCGUCAAGUCCUUGACACGCUCGGAAAGUGGGUUUCUGCACAGCAUUCUGAACGAGUAUACUGUAUACAUCGAGGAGCAGAGCGGCGAGAGCUUCCUCACGCGGUUCCUCGGCAGCUAUUGCCUCGAACUGUAUGGGCGUCCGACGUUCUUUGUGGUCAUGGAGAACGUCUUUGACGUGCAGCAGGGCAUCUCCAUCCACCAGCGCUACGACAUCAAAGGAUCGUGGGUGGAUCGCAACGCCCAGAAACCUCGUCGAGGCGCCGAAGCCACGUGUCGCCACUGCAAUCUCAGCUUCCGUUGCGGUGGCUCAGCCACUCGCUCGAGCACUGUGGGGGGCGACAGAUCGCGCCGCAACGUCUGUCCCAAUCGCGCGGGAGCUCCACACGAGCCCAAUGUGGUGCUGAAAGAUAUGGACCUCACGAUGAAGUUGCGCUUCGGCAAGAAGGCAGGACGGAAACUGCUCGCGCAACUUAUGCGGGACAGUGACUUCCUGUGUGCGCAUGGCGUCAUGGACUACUCGCUGCUUCUCGGGCUGAUUGAAGUGAGCUAUUUAGUGAAUCGACACAACAUCCUCACGAGAGACGGGAGUGUCUUCCUACCGCCCGACAGCUUCACAGAGAAGCCAGGAUCUCCACGGAAGCCGUCUGACGGUAGCAAUAGUACAGUAGGGACCUCUGAACGGGUCAAGCAGUCGACGCAGUGUCUGCGUGCUGCCGAGGUGGUGAUCGGGCCGGGCUUCUACUACAUCGGGGUCAUCGACAUGCUGCAGACGUGGAAUUGGUCGAAAAGACUCGAGCGAUUCCUCAAGACUGUGUUGUUUAGAAAAGACCCAGAUGGGAUCUCUGCGAUGCCACCCAAGCCGUAUCGAGAUCGGUUUCAUCGUAAGCUGCGUGAGAUCAUCCAUCUGGGUCAUAACUCGAGUAUUGUACCCUCUUCACCCGCCACCGUUGACAACGUGGGUGGAUGCAAGGAGGACAUGUACGGUGGUGACGCAAAGAGAGAAGAUAGGCAGCUCGGAGACGACGAGUACGAUCGCAUGACUCACAUCAGACCACGCGGGGUUGCCCUGCCUUCUACUACCCACACGUCGACACCGAGUGGUAAAGAAGGUCAGCACUCGCGAACGGACAGUGGAGAGAUCCCCAUAACUCCCUCGGCUCAAGGACGCGUCCUCGGGAGCAGCUUGUAA
This is a messenger RNA of Phytophthora infestans T30-4, 2853 nucleotides long. RefSeq names its product phosphatidylinositol-4-phosphate-5-kinase (PIPK-D6/GPCR-PIPK). The record is from RefSeq and is a predicted model, not a curated record. Gene Ontology annotation, cellular component: membrane. Gene Ontology annotation, molecular function: transmembrane signaling receptor activity; phosphatidylinositol kinase activity. The transcript has 3 exons. NCBI's taxonomy places the organism in Eukaryota, Oomycota, Peronosporomycetes, Peronosporales, Peronosporaceae. The coding region runs from base 1 to 2853 and encodes 950 amino acids. Gene Ontology annotation, biological process: cell surface receptor signaling pathway; phosphatidylinositol metabolic process.